UGCCUGGUGGUACAGCCCAACAUGGCGGCUUGCGGUCGGACCUGUCCUGUUUUCGUGCUGAUUUUGACCGUUUUCUGCGUUUUCCUAGGAGUUCAGGGCGAGAGAAGUCUGCAGUUCGUCAGCCUGGUGUAUCGCCAUGGAGACCGGUCGCCAGUUUUAGCCUUUCCCAACGACAAAAACACGGAGGACACCUGGCCACAGGGCUUCGGACAACUCUCACAGGAGGGGAUGCGUCAGCACCAUAAUUUGGGGACGUUCCUGAGAAACAGAUACGUCACACCAGGUUUCCUCAACGCCUCCUACAGCCGAUAUCAGAUCCAGGUGUGGAGUCAGUGUUCUCCCCCCCCACAGAUCCAGGUUUGGAGCACAGACGUAGACCGGACUCUGAUGAGUGCCCAGGCUGAUCUGUCUGGUUUGUACCCUCCCUCUGGAGACCAGGUCUGGAACCCCGACAUCGCCUGGCAACCGAUCCCUGUACACACCAGGCCUGUAGGGGAGGAUGUGGUGAGGCACUUUUUGUUGCGCCCAAUGGACGUCCCGUGUCCAAAGUACUCCAAACUCACAGAGGAGUUCAAACUGACGGAUCCGGAGCUGAAGAAACUGGAGGAAGACAACAAGGAGUUUCUGGAGAAGCUGUUUGAGCAGGCUGGCUGGCAGCAGGCAGAGCUGGAGAAGGUGGGCCGGCUCAGGACGGCUGACGUCACGCUCGACGCUUUACUUGCCGAGAUGCUGCUUGAGAACCUGACACGCUGGGCAGGUUGGGACACGCCGCAGCACGUCAUGGAUGUCUGGCAAACUGCUGACCCCCUGCACUGUGAGUCAGAGAUGUUCAGGGCAGCCAGCCUGGCCAAUCAGAGAUGUUCAGGGCAGCCAGCCUGGCCAAUCAGAGAUGUUCAGGGCAGCCAGCCUGGCCAAUCAGAGAUGUUCAGGGCAGCCAGCCUGGCCAAUCAGAGAUGUUCAGGGCAGCCAGCCUGGCCAAUCAGAGAUGUUCAGGGCAGCCAGCCUGGCCAAUCAGAGAUGUUCAGGGCAGCCAGCCUGGCCAAUCAGAGAUGUUCAGGGCAGCCAGCCUGGCCAAUCAGAGAUGUUCAGGGCAGCCAGCCUGGCCAAUCAGAGAUGUUCAGGGCAGCCAGCCUGGCCAAUCAGAGAUCUGAGUUGUUUAUUUGUUUGUUUGUUUACCAGAAAGCCCACAACAGGACACUGCCCGCCUGGGGGACCCCCGAGGUGUACGCGAGGUUACAGAAGCUCUCGACCUUCGGGAUGUUCGCUCUGUUCAGCGGGAAGGAGCGCAGCCGACUGACCGGAGGAACCCUAUUGGGAGCGAUGGUUCACAACAUGACUCAGGCGAAGGACGGGACGCUGCCGGACAGCAGACUACGGCUCAUCAUGUACUCUGCUCACGACACCACGCUGGCCGGUCUGCACUCCGCCAUGGGGACCGUUAACGACCUUCAGCCGCCCUACGCCUCCUGCAUCAUGGUGGAGCUGUACAGGGAGGAUUCUGGAGAUCACACAGUGGAGGUGUGGUACAGAAACGACAGCUCGGUCCCCCCGUACCAGCUGACCGUGCCCGGUUGCCCUGACCCCUGCACGUACCAGCAGUUCCUGAACGCCACGAAAGACGCCAUUCCCGCCGACCGGCCGAAGGAGUGUCAGCUAGGCAUCACCGACAUCUGGACCAUACAGGUGAUAGCAGGGGUUGCAGCCGGAGCAUUCAUCGUCCUGUUGAUCGGAAUCGUGGUGCUGGUUGGCUGUGUGCGCCGGUACAGGCGGCGCGACCAGUACCUACGAGACUGGGGCUCCAGCGAAACCAUCUGACUCAUGGACAUUGACAGGGAAGACCUUGAGGACGUCUUGUUUGAGGCUAGACCUGCCGAAACAGAAACAGACGGGACCGAGGAUGUCAGGGUUUGAUGCUAACAU
This is a messenger RNA of Branchiostoma floridae (Florida lancelet), 1920 nucleotides long. Its product is annotated as prostatic acid phosphatase-like. Gene Ontology annotation, biological process: lysosome organization; dephosphorylation. The transcript has 14 exons. Gene Ontology annotation, cellular component: lysosome. The record is from RefSeq and is a predicted model, not a curated record. The coding region runs from base 22 to 1815 and encodes 597 amino acids. Gene Ontology annotation, molecular function: acid phosphatase activity. Lineage: Eukaryota; Metazoa; Chordata; Leptocardii; Amphioxiformes; Branchiostomatidae.